AUCAACUAGUAGUAAAGGAAAACCGGGGCAGACAUGAGGCUAACGGUUGCUCAAACGGAAAAUUGCGUCUGAAUUACCAUAGAAAUCACCUGUUGCGGCAGUUUUGGGUUUUUUCUUCUAAACCAGAGCCACAAUGCAGCAUGGAUGAACUAGUGAAGGACACGUAGUGGAGAGAACAAAAACAACAAAAAAAAACACGGAAGCAACGCAGAGUAAACCCUUUUUUUUUUGUUUUUUAUCGCAACUCAGACGUUAUGUCUACCUUGACAAAGCACAAGAGAACAGUUUGUGUUCUCCUUCCCAACAAAGAGCAACUGGACAUCACUGUGGGGAUUAACGCCACAGGACAGGAUGUUUUUAGUCGUGUAACGGAACAUCUUGGAAUCAACGACCUACACUUUUUUGGCCUCACGGUGGUGAAAGACAACGAGCACAUCUUUUUAGACCUGGAAGAGAAACUGGUGGAGUAUUUUUCUAAGGAAUGGAAGCAAGAGCCUGGAAAGGUAUCCCAGAAGAGACUCUUCACUCUUGUACUCUUCCUCAAAAUACAGUUCUAUGUAGAGAAUGGAAUACUCAUUAGUGAAAAGAAGGCACAGCGUCUUUACUUCUCAGCUCUGCGGGAGCGAGUCCUGCGCUCCGAAUGUCGUCAGCAGGAGGAGGUGUACUUCCAGCUGGCGGGUUACGCUCUGCAGGCCGACUUCGGUGAUUACCUACUGUCGAGGGAGGGGGCAGAGGUCAAAUCCUAUUUUGCACCCAAGCACUACUUUCCCCCCUGGAUUGUUGCUAAACGCGGGGAGAACUACCUGCUGUGCCACGGGCCUAAAGUACACCAGGAGCUGUGGGGAAUGUCCACUCGUGAUGCAAUCCUCUGCUUCAUCAGAGACUCGUGUCAGCUGGAGGACGUUCCCGUUACAUUUUAUAGAUUGCAAAAGGACAAGAAGGAGGACAGGAGAACGACGUUGCUCGGCCUCACCCUGUGGGGAAUGCAGGUUUAUCAGGAGGUGAACAACACUCGACAGCUGCUUUACGACUUCCCCUGGUCAAGUGUCGGUCGUCUAACCUUCCUGGGCAAGAAAUUUGAGAUCCAGCCAGAUGGUUUGCCAUCAGCCCGAAAGCUGGUUUACUACACCGGCUCGUCGUUCCGCUCUCGGCAUCUCCUCUUGCACCUGAGCGGCAGCCAUCAGCUGUACCUCAAGCUCCAACCUGCACUCAAACACCUACGCCAGCUGGAGGACAGCAAAGAGAAACAGUAUUACAGAGAGUCUUACAUCAGCGAUGAGCUAGAUUUAGACCCCCCGGGCAGUGAGAGCAGCCCUGGUCUGUCUCGACACUCCACCAGCAGCUCUGGGAUUGAGGCAGACACUCGGCAGCACAGCAUCUGCGCAGAAAUGACCUCCAGUGAAGAAGAACAACACGGAGAGAGAUGUUUGAGCUCAGAAGCCAGUCAAGACAGCUCGUGCACCUCCGAGUUCUUCACAGGCUGCAAAACUCAAACAGAGGAAGAAAUUAGGACCAGUUUUGGAGAAUCAAAGGAGGUUCUGGUCGAUGAUCCUGACCAGAUGUUUCACCUGGCAGAUCUUCUGGAAGGAAUGUCAGUGGAUUGUGCAGAAUUCUACUCAAAGUCUCUUCUACAAGAAAACAAAGAGAGUGCUCCUCUAGACAACAGUAAGAACGAUGGAGAGUUAUCUAGCAGGGAAACCUUUAAAGAGAAACUCAAAUCCAACUUUCAACCUCUGCCUCCUACACGCCUUGGUGGGUCAUUACCACCUGACUCCUCUAAAAACUACACCUUCGACUUCCCAGAUGCGAUCAAUUCAAACCUUUUAGCGGAGAAGAGCUCUUCCCCGCUCGUGCAAUGUCCGUCCAAACCCUCCUUUUAUGGCCGUAGAUCUACCAACUGCCUCUCCCUGGAUUUGUUAGGCGAUGAUUCCUUUCAAGAAUUCAUCUUCUGAGCACAUUGACUCUGAUAAAUACACGUAUUCACUUGGUUUCCUUUAAAGUUCUGUUUAUUUUGGAAGUCAUGAAUGUCUUCAUAUUACAGGAACAUGAUUGAAAAAUCUCUUGUGAAUGUCUGAAUAACAGAUUUCGCCACAGUCCAGUUUGUGAACAGGAUAUUUAUUAUUGUAUAAUGUGUAUAUAAAUGAGUUUUUAUUACAGUUCAUUUUCUAUGACCAAAAGCACAUGUAAUCAAUGUUAAGCCUUCUCUGAAAUGCCUGAUGAAAGAUGAUUUCAGCAAAUAUUUUUUUAAGUUUUAAACCUGCUUUUCUAAAACGUCGCUUUCUUGCUGUCAGGGUUUUGUUUUUUUUAUUUUUUUAGAAAAUACUUCAGAAGUUGUGGUAAAAUAUCUGUUUUGUAAUCUUUAUUUUUGUAAUCAUUUUGUAAUAAUAUACUGUUUUUAUACUAUCUGAGCCAGCCAAGUUUUCUUUAUUAUUCUCCUAAAGGAUUUACUGCACCAUUUACAGGUCAUUCAAAGUUAGUGGGAUGCUAUUUCUGUAAUUAGUGUACAAUGAAUGCAUUAUUUUCUUAUAUGAUCCAACACAGAGCCAGUUGUUCCCUUUUUUUCUUUCUUUCUUUCUACAUAUUGUUUUUGGGGCAUUACAUAAUUGAUCUGAACUUUUGCCAACAUGACCAAACUAGGAAAGAGUGUCUCAAACCAUGAAAUUGCAAAUAAAUGUGAGCAAUAAUCCUAAAUUCAUAAAGCAUAUUUUGUCUUUUAAUUUUUUAUUGUAUGUUCAAUGGAAAAAAGACUACUCCUGGAUUAAAACAAUUUGUUUUGGAGAAAUAUCA
Oryzias latipes (Japanese medaka) is the source of this 2787-nucleotide messenger RNA. Its product is annotated as FERM domain-containing protein 6. Lineage: Eukaryota; Metazoa; Chordata; Actinopteri; Beloniformes; Adrianichthyidae. The record is from RefSeq and is a predicted model, not a curated record. Gene Ontology annotation, biological process: positive regulation of hippo signaling. Gene Ontology annotation, cellular component: cytoplasmic side of apical plasma membrane; cytoskeleton.